Knipowitschia caucasica is the source of this 624-nucleotide messenger RNA. Lineage: Eukaryota; Metazoa; Chordata; Actinopteri; Gobiiformes; Gobiidae. The record is from the annotation of a GenBank genome assembly.
AUGGAGCCUCUGCCGGUGGUCUUCUUGGUGAUUUUGACAGUAGCACUCGCAGGAUGCACGGUGCAAAACGACGGCACAGAGAAGCUGGACAGACCGGCCGCCGCGGUGGUCGUGGAGGAGCCCAGAGCUGAGGAGUCAAACCAGGCCAGGAACGGAGGGAGGAGGAAUCUGGAGAACAGCAGGAGCGGGCCGGACCAGAGCCAGGUGGGCUGCCGAGAGCUGAGGUCCACCAAGUACAUCUCGGACGGCCAGUGCACCAGCGUCAACCCCAUCAAGGAGCUGGUGUGCGCCGGGGAGUGCCUGCCCUCGCACCUGCUACCCAACUGGAUCGGCGGCGGCACCAGCUCCUCCGGCCGCUACUGGAGCCGCCGCGACACCGUGGAGUGGCGCUGCGUGAUCGACCGCACCCGCACACAGCGCAUCCAGCUUCAGUGCCAAGAUGGAUCGGCCAGGACCUACAAGAUCACCGUGGUUACCUCCUGCAAGUGCAAGCGCUACAGCCGCCAGCAGAACGACUCGGCCCAUAAGCAGCCGGCGCUCAGAGACCUGGCCCACGCCGAGAGCCGCAGGAGGGGCCACAAGAAGAGUGCGCUGAGCCUGACCCUGGAGGAACAGACUGUUUGA